Messenger RNA from Acanthocheilonema viteae, 1083 nucleotides. Lineage: Eukaryota; Metazoa; Nematoda; Chromadorea; Rhabditida; Onchocercidae. The record is from the annotation of a GenBank genome assembly.
AUGAUUAUGGCAGAUCAUGAGAAACGCUUGCAAUUUUUACGUCAACAACUGGAUGAUAGCAUCAGAUUAUAUUAUUGUCAACAACAACAAACUGCACUGAAUCGAAGUAAUAAUAAUGGACGAUCACUGCCACUGGUCAAUGUAAAGAAUCGUCGAAUACUUCAUAUGUUACAUCAAGAUGAAACUAAUGCUUGCAUACAAAUCUCGGGGAAUAUGGCAAAGAAAAAUUUUACUGCAGUAGUAGUCACGACGAAAAUACCCAACAACGAUUCUGAUGCAUUUGAGAAAGUCGAUUCGUUUUUCAAGUCGGCUGUAUCACCACUGCAAGUUAUUGUUAAUUCUGGUAAUCAACAGCAAAAUUCUGCUCUUGAAACAACAAUUAAUUUCAUGGCAGGAUUUAACAGUCCAGUAGGCAGCAUCGAUUCGGGUAUAUCAUCACUUAGCUCAUCAAACAGCUCACCUGCCUCAUCACCCGGAUGCUCACCAAUUGCAAUUAACUGUACUCCUUUUCAAUACAUCGUCGAACAGCAAGUGAUGCAGCGUGGCCGAUCAAUAAGUGAAAGUAUAAGUGCAACAAUUGGUCUCAAAAGUAUUCUAAAAAAAUCCAUUCCAGCACACAUCAGUACGGGACGUUUUUUAAGAUCAUAUUCGGAAUGUCAAAGUAAGGAAGAGGGAGAGAUAAAAGUGGUUGUCGCAGAUGUAAAUAAUGAGAACAGCGGAGGAUGUACUCCACGAAAGAAACAUGUAUCAUUCAGUGAACGCUUGGUGCAGGAGCGAUCAUUUCGACCUAAUUCAUCUAUUUUAAGUCAGAAAAAGAAGAACCAGCGAAGGCAAAAAAAUAAAAUGAAAAAGAAGGGUGCUCUAGCAGUGGAAGAUAGUUCAACGGAUGAUGAAGCACGACAUCGUUCAAAUUCUGAAAAAAUACAUUGCGCUACUUGUAAUAACAACGAGAAAGACGGAACAAAUCCGAUCGAAUGUGAUUUAGCUGCAUGUGUUUUGAAAGAUCAUUUGGUGGUAGAGCAGGAUGAUUGUCAUGUUGCUGCAAAAAUUCAUAAACAUAUCGUACGAAUCAAUUCCGAUUAA